UUAAGAUCACAGGCCAGGGGCCUAGACGAGCCCAGACAAUGGGGCUGUGCUGCCCCCCACCCCACCCAGCCACGUCCUACUUUUGAACUCGGGCAAAACGGGGCGCUCAUUUUGAGAGAGAGAGAGAGAGAUGCAAGGCCAUCUCCGGGUUUUGGAGGCCCCAUGGGUAAGGCACUGACCCCCAAUGGCCCUGCAUCCUUCAGUGAGUCGACCUCCAAAGUGCCGCUGCCGCUCUUCCUCCUCCUCUUCCUCUUCCUCAUCGUGGCCGCUUGCUUGCUUGAGAGGCAGAGGACCACGGAGCGAGCGGAUCCUGGCAUCCUGCUCCACCUCCUCACCACCACCACCUGCUCCAGAUCUCACUCUGGAUGCAGUUCUGGAGCGGAUCGGGGGAGGUCCGGAUCGACCCGAACCAAGUUGGGUCCAAUCUGGGAGGUCCGGAUCAGGAUCUAAAGUGGUUCGGGGAGGGCGUGCACAGCCCUAUCGCUGAGUGUGAAGUGCUGGGAAGGAAAUUCAUGGGCUCCACUCUGCAUAUACUCAGAGGAACUCUCUCCCUGCAUCCAUCGCUCCCUCUAAUUCCAAAGUCCAGGCGUGGAGUGCCGUUGCUUAUGUAGACAGGACGGCCCAUGCACAAAAAGAAGACGUAUCGGUGUGCCCAGGAGAAGUACUUUUGUAAAACCUUCACACAUGACUGUCACAAUUCCUCUUGCCAAGAGCCUGGACAUAUUCCGGAAAUGUUGUAAAACCACCUUGCUGGGAAUGAUCGUCGAAUAUAAUAUUUAUUCCUGAGGGUCCCAACAGUUUUGAGAGCAACGGUUUCCACCAACUCUUCCUUGUCUUCACCCUUGGAUCUGUUCCUCCAAAUCCAAACUCUGCCAGGUGCUGGAAAGGCCGUUAAACGGGGGGGUCUCCCCAGGGAGAGAAGGGGUUUGCGGCCAAGAUGGAGAAGCGGAGCGGACGCUGAAGCUGCCCCGGGCGGUUCCGUUUUUCCAAGGGCAAGGCACGGUUUGGAAGACGAUGGAGACGUCAAGUCGAAGGUGGAUUGGCAGGUUUUCCUUGGCUGGCUUCUCCUUGACUCUCUCUAUGAUGACAGCGUGCCUCGGCCAAGGCGUCGGAAAGGUCCCCCAAAGGAUACCUCGGCAGGCCUCCGAAGACGACGGCACCGGGGGUCGUGUGCCGGGGGUCUGGAGCCCCUGGGGUUCGUGGUCGGAUUGCUCUCAGCCCUGCGGCCUCGGCGUCUUGGAGCGGAGCCGCGUGUGCCAGUCUCUGUAUCAACGGGUUCCCUGGGCGGGGAGGACCGAGUUGGGCCCGCAACCGAUCCAUCCGCAGCAAGAGGAGAGGGCCGCCAGCCCGUAUCCGGCCCGGCCGGCCUACCCGCUCCAUCCUGAGAGGAACGCCAGGCCGGCCCUGUCCUUCCACGGCGGCAGCUCCGUGCUCCCUCUGCACAGCCUGCCCCGGCCACCUCACGCCCCUUACAGCCCGCAGAACCGCUACACCCGCCACGAGGCCUUCCCGCCUGAAGAGUCACCCCUGGCUCAGUCCCGGGAUGCCGGGGUCGCCCCCCACCCCAACCCUCGGAGGGACUCUUCCCCGUCCCGUGAGGCUGCCCGACCGCCAAGGCCUCAGGGAAGCCAGCUGGGUCGGGAGCGAUACCCCAGCCACGCUUCGUCUCAAAGACCACCGCACGGCGCAAACGCUGCGCCUACCAGGCGGGGCGGGACGGGGCGGCCUCCUGCCCGUGACUCCAUCCCCUUGUUCAAGCCCCUGAGGCGAGACAGCUACGAGGCGGGACUCAGCCCCGACAGGCCCCGUCACGGCAGCCAAGCGGAUGGCAGCCAAGCGGACGGCAGCCGAUACACCUGGGCUGCAGCCCCGACGCCUGAGGCCCAGGCAGCCCGGAGGUCUCGGGUUCGAGAAUCUAUCAAGCCCGGCAAGUAUGGCUACGGGAAAGUGCCCUUUGCUUUGCCCCUCCACAAAGAUGUGGCCCAGGGGUCUGCGGGCCGCUUUAAGAGGCACCACGGGGACCGAGCCGGUGAGCUGCCCCCUCCUCCUCCACCACCUCCUCCUCCUCCGAAGAAGCAGAAGCACAAAGCCAUCCACACUCGCUCCCACGAGGAGGCCACGGGCCCGGAGAAGGAGCUGCCGACCUCCAGGGUUGACCCCGGGACCCCUCACCACCCGAAGCAGGUUCUGCUAACCGACGGCACUGCUCCGCCCUCCCUGCAGGUGGACGAAGGGGUGGAGAACCACUCAAGACACGGCCACGCAGAGAGCAAUAGGCACACCGCAAAUGGAGGCGGUGGCGUAGGGGACGCGUCUCGCCCCACGGAACCUGGGACAGCCACAGAGCUGAUGAGUGGGUCCUCCGGAGGAGCCGUGCAUCAUGGUCACCCUGCGGCGACCUCUCCGGAGUCCCACAGCAGCGUUCACGAGACGGGCCGUCCCACGGCACCUGCGGAAAUCCAGCCACGGUUGCCUGCCCCCAGCGCCCGCGGAGUGUCCAAAGAGGACCCCCGCUCUGAGAAGUCGAUGGGCAGCUCCAUCCUGGCCAGGCACGAGGCAGACAAAGAUGGGGGUUCCCCCGCCACCGUGGGUCUCCCCCCGUCUCAGAUGCCCUCCCCGGGUGGCAGUCCGCUCCCCCACGCAGAACUCCGCCUGACUCACCAGGUGCUGAGGAACCACAGCUCUGCUCCUAAACGGAAAGGCCCGGGGACGGGAAAGAGCCACCGGGCCACCCCAGAGCCUUCUCACCGCCUGGAGAGCAGCGGGGCGGCCCCGCCAGACAGAGGGGGGCACGUUAACCGCCCUCCCCCCCACGGGCCACCCCGAUCCCGAAACCAGAGGCAGAAUGAGUACCGGACCGGCAGCUACGGCGGCCGGACAUCCCAUAGCCUCUUCGUGGAACAGCCCACGGCGCCUCGCCCAGCGGAGCCGGACAUUUGGCUGCUGCAUCGGGGCCGCCCCGUUCAGUUCCACCCCAGGGGGCAAGGGUCACAGAGCGGGGUGCGCCCGGGAAGCGAGAUGUCACAGUGGAACCUGUACUACCCGGGCACGGAGACCUUCCACUGCGAGGGAGAAAGCAGGCAGUUCAAAGCCUGCCGGCAAGAGCCAUGCCCACCUGAUCGCCCCGACCCUCGCGCUGUCCAGUGUGCCGCCUAUAACAACCAAGAGUUCAUGGGCCGCCUGUACCAGUGGGAACCCUUCACAGACGUGCGCGGCUCCCAGCGCUGCGAACUGAACUGCCGCCCCAUCGGCUACCGCUUCUACGUGCGCCACACGGAGAAGGUGCAAGACGGCACGCCGUGCGAGGCGGGCUCCCCAGACAUCUGUGUGGCCGGCCACUGCCUCACCCCCGGCUGCGACGGGAUCCUGGGUUCGAAUCGCACGUUGGACAGCUGCGGGGUGUGCGGGGGCGACCACACCACUUGCAAACUGGUGGUGGGCAACUACAGCGAGACAGACGUCCCGAUUGGAUACCACCGCAUCUUGGAGAUCCCGGCGGGGGCCACUCGGAUCCAGGUCAAAGAGAUGACUCGUAGCCCCAAUUACCUGGCCCUUCGUAGCCACAACGGCAAAUCGAUCAUCAACGGGAAUUGGGCAGUGAAUCCUCCGGGGCGCUACGAAGCAGCCGGCACUGUCUUCGUAUACACCCGCCCGGGAAGCGACAGGCAGGAGGGCGAAUCGCUGACCGCUGAAGGCCCCACCACGGAAACUAUAGAUGUGUAUAUGAUCUUCCAGCAAGACAACCCUGGUAUCUCCUACCAGUUCUUCCUGGCCUCGGCUCAGCCGGAGAGCAGUGGCCAAGACCAGCGCGGAACUCGUCAAGAGUUCGGCGCCUUGACCGUGGUCUCACCUGGACGCCAAGUGGAGCCCCCCACCAGCCAUAGGCGCCCGGUGCCGGCCGAUGCACGGAACCACGUCCCGGCUCGCCUCCCGGCCUCGUCCACCCAAUUGGAACGGAGCCGCGGCAUGGCCCCUCCCCCCGCCUCAGCCAGCCAAUCGGGCAGGAGCCCCGGGACCCUGCAACGGAACGUCCGCGUCCCGCCGCUGCCGCCUCCGCCGCCUCCCGCCCAGCACAACGCCGAAGCGCUGCACGACGUCUCCUGGAGGCGGGUUGGCAACACGGAAUGCUCGGCCACCUGCGGGAAGGGAUUCUGGCAGUCGGUCUACCGUUGCUUCUCCCGCGUGUCCCACGAAGAGGUGAGCGAAGAGAAAUGCCAUCUCAUUCCCAGGCCGAUCGCGCCGGACGAGGUCUGCAACACGGAUCCCUGCCCGGCCUACUGGGAGGCGGGCGAGUGGGCGGCCUGUAGCAAGUCCUGCGGCUUGGGUACCCAGCACCGUCAGGUCCUGUGCCGGCAGACCUACGCCAACCGCAGCACCAUGGUGCACCCUCAGCGCUGCGGCCACCUGGAGAAGCCCAAUGCCACCCAGGACUGUCAAGUGCAGGUGUGCAGCCACUGGGAGGUCCGCACCAACUGGAGCUCGUGCUCAGUCCUUUGUGGCAUGGGCCAUCGGACGCGCCACGUACGUUGCGUCAGUAACCACGGGGACUUGUUGCGUGAUGGCGACUGCCCGGGCAACCACCGGCCGAAAACCAGCGAGGCUUGCGACAUGGGGCCCUGCGUCCGCACCUGGUUCUACAGUGACUGGAGUAACACAUGUUCGGCGGAGUGUGGCACCGGGAUCCAGCGGCGUUCCGUGGUCUGCCUCUCCAGCAACGCCAACGGGCCGGCCGAGGAGAACUGCGCGGGCACCAAGCCGGCUGACAUGAGGGCGUGUAACGGCGGACCCUGCCAGCGGGUGACCCGGUGGUACCGGGGACCCUGGAGCCCGUGCUCCUCCGAUUGUGGCACUGGCACCCAGCGGCGUGACAUCAUCUGCGUCAGCAAGCUGGGCGCGGAUUUCAACGUGACGGAGGCCUCGGAGUGCGCCCACCUGGAGAAGCCCCCGUUGCUGCAGCCCUGCGUCGGCACCGUGUGUGAAGCUCGCUGGUUCUCCACCGCCUGGAGUGCAUGCUCCAGGUCUUGCGUGGGGGGUGUCCAGGUGAGGGAGGUGCAGUGCCUGACGCAGAACAGAACCCUGAGCAGCCUCUGCCCACCGGACCUCAAGCCGGUCAAGAAGCAGCCGUGCAACAUGCAGCCCUGCCUCCCGGAACUCGAUGAGAACUGCAGGGAUAAAUACCACAACUGCCCCGUGAUCGUGCAGGCCCGUCUCUGCGUCUACUCGUACUACAAGGCGGUUUGCUGUGCUUCCUGCACUCAUGCCUUGGAGAGGCGCCACGCUGGACCGAGCCGGUAGCGCCGGCUGACGGUGGGCUGGUGGGACCCUGGGCUCGCCUCUGACUUGAACCUUGGGACAUGCCGAGGGGGGGUUCGUGGAGUACAGGAGUUCCCCCUGGUCAUCCACAGUGCCGCUACUCCAGCAGCGGUGGACCGGGAGGAAGAUCACGGCACUUCCUAGACAAAACAUGGACCGGACGGUAUUUGAACUCGAGACCGAGAGGCCCUCGCCAACGUCCUGUACUGUACCCUUUCCGGAGGGGAGUAUCCAGUACUGUAUGCAAUAUUCCUGGGGGGAGAUCCCACCCCCUUGAAGGCCCGAGGUAGAGCGUCGGACUCUUCAUACACUUACAAUUUUAGAUUGUCCCCUUUCACGGCGGCAAGGAAGCAGGGACGAUCCACUCUUCGGCCAUCUGGGACAGCGGGGAAACGUUUUUAGCAAAGACGCUCAGUUUUGGUCACAGCUGUGCAGACGUUCGAUAGCCUAAAAAGAUCCGCGUCGCCGAGAUUCUUGCCGCGUUCCAGCACCCAACCUCAACUGCAUUCUGGGAUAGUUGGCCACAAGUUGGCUAACAUUUCCCCAGUGCCGGCUUAAGCCUCUAUCCGGACGACAGUAGCCACUGGUCUGGAAAGGUGCUGUCUGUGGAUUCAGAUGUCAGGAGAGCACGACCAAUACGUCCGGACAAUGCAGGAUUGGAGAAGGCUGGUCUAAUGCCUGCUGGCAAAGUGGCUGCUAAAGGCGCAGGAGCAGGGCCCCAUAAAAUAGUUGGCAAUUUCUACAAAUAGGAGUUAUAUUGGCUCCUUUUCUUUGGCAACCCACAGCCACGUGCUGGGUGGGAGAGAAUACUGGAGGUAAUUGGUCAUUUACUGUCACUUCUUGGUAGAGUUGCCAACUUCCCUCCCUGCCUAAGUUCCUGCGCCUUUAACAGCGUCAGGACUGGCCAAAAUCCAGGAGCUGUCUUUGGCUCAUCGCUGCGUCUCCAUGCUUCAGAGAAGCUUCGCUUGUUGAAUUUCUGUCUGUCACGUAGCCGUUAACCACGCAGGAGUCCCGUUGGAGGGAAAUUUGGCGAACACCCCAAAAGAACAUCUUCCCCCCCCCGAAACCGUGACGCUUCAGUGAAGAGCCACCUGGUGGGGAUUAAGAUAUCGGCGGGGUGUCUGCAUGCUUUCCCUAAACUCGACACCUCAGGAUUAACGUUGCCACCUUUAAAUCUCCGGUCGGGCUCCUGUGCCUAUCUACAGCGGGAAUUUUAACAACUGAGAUUCUCUGCGCUGUUGUGUCCCCAGUAACAAUAGCAGCCAGGCAUGUCGUCAGACAUGCAGGUCUAGCAGUUGGGUUUUGGCCUUGUUCCGCGAGGGUUUAAAGACGCAGGAGCCACGGCUGAAAGAAAAGGUGGCAACCUUGUGCUUUUUUUUGAUAGAUCGGCUGCCGGUGGCUGAAUGGCAGCAAAAGGCAAGCUAUUAGCUGAGGCUAACGCAAAAGGGCUCCUGUACCUUCUGGAAUAUAUAAAGGAGGAAAAAUGACCCCGUGAUUGUGGGUUUACUGCAGCACUCGGAAGACGAACUGCACCUGUUGAAUGUCUGUCUUCUAUGCCCUCUUAGGCUGUAGAUUUGGCCCCUUCCUGAAUUGCAACGGCGGAACAAAACAAAAAACAAAAGCAUUUAUAUUAAAGGCAUUUUAUAGAAAUGGUUCAGAGUGCUCAGAUUAUAUAAAUAUAUAUAAAAUAUAUAUAUUAUAUAUAAAUCUCUAUGAUAAAGCUGAAUGUAU
Molecule: messenger RNA, 7044 nt
Organism: Elgaria multicarinata webbii
Lineage: Eukaryota; Metazoa; Chordata; Lepidosauria; Squamata; Anguidae
Gene: ADAMTSL4
Product: ADAMTS like 4
Exons: 22
Coding region: 1015-5295 (1426 amino acids)
Biological process (GO): proteolysis; extracellular matrix organization
Cellular component (GO): extracellular matrix
Molecular function (GO): metalloendopeptidase activity
Source: RefSeq, a predicted model, not a curated record